AUCACAUCAUUCCCGGAAACAACAGAUUCCUGAAAACAACAUCAUCCAGCGCAGCGAGCGGAGCGUUAGCGGACUUUUAACCGAUACUCGAACCGCGGAGCCGCCGGUCACCGUGACCCCCGACACCGAGGGACGAUGGCGGAGCAGAACACGGAGGCGAAGCUGAAGAACCUGCUGAAGCAGGAGAAGAUCCAGCUGUGGAACCCCCCGUACACCGACGACGACAACCAGCAGCAGAGGCAGCAGCACAUGCAGGAGCUGGCGGAUCGAUACGCUCCUCUGCUGGGUCUGUCGGCGCCGGAGGUCGCCGUCGCUCUGGAGUCGAUCCGAGUUCUGGCGGUGAAGAGAGGAAAAGGAAACCAGAUGUUCCGAGAGACAAACGUGGCGACGCUGGAGCUGCUGCUGCCCCGAGACAGCAAGAAGGUACUCAUUAUACCCCACUGUGGACUCAUUUACCCCACUGAGCUCAGUGUGUGACGUUGACCUUGUCUUCUGUGUGUUGUGGUGUCAGACCAGCGUCUGGACCAGCAGGGCCUGAAGAACCACAGCAAGGUGAUGGUGCUGAAGGUGAGCGACGCUGAGUGGAAGCAGCACCUGACGGAGGAGGAGGAGAAGAAGAAGAACCAGAACGAGAGCAUCCAGAGAACCCAGAAGGGCUUCCAGAUCCUGUCUGAGAGAGACGGCAGCGAGGAUCCCGACACCACGCCUUUCCUGGAGAUCGGCGACCAGAAGGGAAACCCGCUGAACAUCCCUCACAAGGAGAAGAAGGCUCUGAUCCUGGCCAUGGGCUUCCAUGAGAAGGGCCGCUCUCUGAUGAAGAAGAAGCAGUACGACAACGCUCUGUGCCACCUGCUGCAGGCCGACCAGCAGUUCAGCCAGUGCGGCUCGACCCUGCUGGGCUCGGUGGACAACUUCGCCGUCCUGCAGCUGGACAUCGUGUGGUGCUACCGAGCGCUGGAGGCCUUGUCCUGCCUGGACGACGGCAAGAGCCGGCUGCAGAGAGCCGAGGCCUGUUUCCUGCAGUGCUAUGGAGAGCAGCAGCAGAGGCUGCUCCGCAUCAAGGGUAACACAGGCAGAGAGGACGUCCUGUUCCUGCGGCUGCAUCUCCUCCAGAGUCUGCUGUUCUACAUCGAGGGGGACGACUGUCAGGCCCGGCUGCAGCUGUCCAGAGUGGAGUCUCUGUACAGUCGGCUGUGUCUGGACUCAGAGAAGAUGGCUCAGCUGAUGGCUCUGGGUUUCACUGAGAGAGAAGCUCGACUCGGACUCAGAGCCUGUCAGGGAGACCUGCAGGAGGCCGCCAUCCACAUCAGCAACCGCAGACAGGAGCGAGAGGAGCUGAAGCAGAGGGAGAGGCAGCGGAGGAGGACCAGGAUGGAGGCCAUCUCCACCCUGUCGGAGCUGGGCUUCUCCAGGAGAGACGCUGCCAGAGCUCUGCACCACGCCGGCGGAGACGUGGACAAAGCUUACGGCAUCCUGGUGGACUCCAAUCAGGCUGCUCAGGCCUCCAACAACAACACAGAGAGCGCGCUCAGUCCGGACAAGGUGGAGCAGCUGCUGUAUCUGGGUUUUGAGCGGGACUCCUCUGAAGCGGCCCUCAGAUUGACGGGUGGAGACGUCCAAUCAGCGACUCAGCUGCUGCUGGACAACCAAGGCUUCGUCUCUGCAGAGCUGCUGACCCCUCCAUCCACCUCCAGCUCCUCCUCACCGUCCUCUGAGGAACCCAGCACCUCGUCCACCUGCCCAGAGGACACCGAGCUGGUGAACGAGGUGCUGGAGGACAUCUCGCACCACGAGGAGGAUUACCUGGACCUGACACUGGAGGAGGAGAGCGAACUCAUUGCCGCCAUGAAGACCUACCUGAGCCGAGAGCCGCCGCACAGCCAAAGCUGAACCUGGGAGCGGAUCUGAGUCCGUCCCAAAGCCAGCAGCGUCGCAGCGUCACCCAGAGACACAGGCCUUUAAUUACUCACUUACGGCAGUCCAGUUCCUAAUUAGUGCCGUUGUUUCAGCCACGCAGCGAAGAGUCGACAGCAAAGUGCCAAAGCAUGAAGCAGCUUCACCUCAAACACGAUCACGUUUCCUCUUCACUCCAGGUGGUUCAGCAAUAAUUCAGUUCAGGUUACACUCGUUGUGAUGCUGUGAAGAGGUUUGGGUUCAAACCAUGUUCAGUUUGAUAAGAAUUUAUUUUUCAACUCGAAAGGAUCCGUCUUGUUUUCUAAAUGAACUCGCAGCUCGUUUGUCACAGGUCUGCUCCCGUUUCUGACCCGGCUUCAGGGUUUCUGUUGCUGUUCUGACGGCGACAAGCAAAGUUUUCUGUUUGUGUUUCCUGUCGAUGUGGAGCCAAUAAAGACCAUGAAGGUUU
Stegastes partitus (bicolor damselfish) is the source of this 2362-nucleotide messenger RNA. RefSeq names its product negative regulator of ubiquitin-like proteins 1 (gene nub1). The record is from RefSeq and is a predicted model, not a curated record. The transcript has 13 exons. Gene Ontology annotation, biological process: regulation of ubiquitin-dependent protein catabolic process. NCBI's taxonomy places the organism in Eukaryota, Metazoa, Chordata, Actinopteri, Pomacentridae. Gene Ontology annotation, molecular function: protein binding.